This is a messenger RNA of Pelobates fuscus (common spadefoot toad), 1734 nucleotides long. RefSeq names its product calpain small subunit 1-like. Gene Ontology annotation, molecular function: calcium ion binding. Gene Ontology annotation, cellular component: calpain complex. NCBI's taxonomy places the organism in Eukaryota, Metazoa, Chordata, Amphibia, Anura, Pelobatidae. The record is from RefSeq and is a predicted model, not a curated record. The transcript has 2 exons. The coding region runs from base 350 to 1390 and encodes 346 amino acids.
UCUCCAGACACUGAGAAUAAACCCCUCUGAUUCAAUAAUGCCCAGCUUGGGUGCAGAGCCAGGCGUGUAACCCUCGACUGCCGGAGGGGCUGAUUCUCUGUACGAGACCAGACUCGCUCUGCCUACUCCCUGCUUGUCCGAAAAGCUCUGCAAAUACUAUCCCUGCAUGACUGGUCUGCAGAGUCGUGCAAGGAACACGCCAGCUGACUUGCAGAGCACGGACCUGAACAUCACAUAGCUCUGCAUCCAACACUCCCGGUCGACUGCAAGGCACUGCAUCAAAUACGACCAACCAACCUGCAACAAAGACCUCCUGAACAUCCACAAGCUCGUCUUCACUACAGACAAGAUGUUUCUGUUUAAACAAGGUGGAGGCGGCGGUGCUGGCAACAUGCUGCAAGGGGUUCUCGGUGGCCUUACGGGUUCAGGACAAGGAGGAGGAAAAAGCGGUGGUGCUGGCAACAUGCUACAGGGGGUCAUGAGCAGCCUUUCUGGCUCAGGAGGCGGUGGAGCUGGAGGCAUGAUACAAGGAGUCAUCGGAGGCCUGGCAGGAUCUGGUGGUGGUGGUGGUGGUGGUGGCGGAGCCGGAGGCAUGAUACAAGGAGUACUUGGAGGCUUGGCUGGACAAGGAGGUGCUGGCAAACUUAUACAAGGAGCUAUUAGUGGUCUGUCUGGUGGUGGAGGAGGCGGACAAGGUGGCGGCGGCGCAGGAAAGCUGUUUGCUGGUGCACCCGGUGCUGGAGGUGGACAAGCGGCAAACAUCAUUGGAGGUAUUGUCAAUGUCAUUGGUGGAUUAAUUGCAAAUUACCAACCUGCCCCUCCUCCCGCCCCUUGCGCCAACACAUAUCAACAAGAAGCGAACGAAAAUGAGGAGCAGCGCCAGUUCCGACGCCUUUUCAAACAGCUUGCAGGAGAAGACAUGGAGGUCUCCCCCGUGGAACUUCAAAAUGUUCUCAACAAAGUGGUGGCAAAGCACUCAAAUCUUAAGACUGACGGUUUCAACAUUGACACUUGCCGCAGUAUGGUUGCCGUCAUGGACAGCGAUGGUACAGGAAAGCUCGGCUUUGAAGAAUUCAAGUACCUCUGGAACAACAUCAAAAAAUGGCAGUGUAUCUAUAAGCAAUUUGAUGCAGACGAGUCGGGAUACAUCAAAGGAGAAGACAUGCCAGGGGCCCUCAAAGCUGCAGGUUUCGAGCUUAAUGAUCAACUCUACGUCAUGCUCGUUCGACGUUAUGCUGAUGACCAAGGCAACGUGAACUUUGACAGUUUUAUCAGUAGCCUAGUCCGGAUGGACUCCAUGUUCCGAGCGUUUAAGGCACUGGAUAGAGAUGGAGAUGGGGAGGUCCAAGUCAGACUACCAGAGUGGCUAAAAAUGACUAUUUAUUCCUAAAUAAGAAAGCAGAAUGGUUCACCACAUGCUUUAAGAGUAAAGAUGGGCCAACAAUGGCUCUCCCUCUGUAUGUUAAUAGCUGGACAGAAUGCUUCAAGGCUUGGAGGUCUUAGAAUUGGCCCACAUGGAUGGAAGUGGAUUUCAAAUCCAAGAGGUUCAACACCGAGUUGAGGUUCUAGGCUCAUGUUCUCUCUCUGUCUAAGAAAGUUGCCUUACUCAUAUUUCUCUAUAUUUUUGCUGUAUCUGUCUUCUAGCAGAUGUUUCCUGAUAUUCUGCAGAGCUAGCUCUAUCACUACCAUGCUAAUGUAUUUUGUGCAAUAAAGGGUUUUGGAGCCACUAUAGAA